Molecule: messenger RNA, 1450 nt
Organism: Cajanus cajan (pigeon pea)
Lineage: Eukaryota; Viridiplantae; Streptophyta; Magnoliopsida; Fabales; Fabaceae
Product: acyl-CoA-binding domain-containing protein 5
Biological process (GO): fatty acid metabolic process
Molecular function (GO): fatty-acyl-CoA binding
Source: RefSeq, a predicted model, not a curated record
AUCUAAAAAACGAAAUACUUUGUUUAUAGCAUCUCGGUAGACCAGAUAUUCCGGUUCAUAUCCGGUUGGUACACGAAUAUACCUUGCUCUUCUGUGCUAAAACCAUUUUUUCCUAUUCUUAUUGGUGACAUUAUCAUCAUCAGAAAACAGUCCAGUUCCCACACAAAAUCUCAAAUUCUCUCUCCAUUACCAAGCCAUGGAGCUCUUAUGGGAGCUUGCCUUCACCAUAGCUCUUUCUCUUUUGCUUCCAUUGGUUUUCCUCAAACUCCUGUCGGUGACCCCAAGCUUCGAAGCAAAUGAGGAACUGGCUGUUAUUGGGCGUGAUCAUGAUCAUGGUCAUGAUCACGGGGUUAAAUCUGAUUCUCAGAGCUGGGAAACAGAUGAAGUUGUUCAAAUUAUGGGGAAAAUUGAUGAAUUCAGAGACAAACCGAUACUAGGGAAACUAAUAGUCCCAGAAAUUGUGGAUGAGAGUUUUGGAUCGCACAAGAUAUGCAAUUCAGAGAAGAUUGAUGAGACCAAAGUUUACAACAAAAUUGAACUGGUGGAUUUGGCAGAGGAUCAUUUUGGGGAUAAGAAUAAUCAAGGGGUUGUUAAUAUUAACAAAGUUGAGGUUGAAUUGAUGGAGUGUGACUCUGGAGAACACAAAGUUGAAGAGGUUGAGAUCUGGCAGUGCGAAAGAAAUUAUAAUGAGAUUGAUGAAUCUGGUAAGAACGAGGAAAUUGGUGAAAACGGGGGUUUGGUGGUGGACGAGGAUGAUUGGGAGGGAAUAGAAAGAACUGAAUUGGAUAGGCGUUUCAGUGCUGCAGUUGUAUUUGUUGGAUCCAAGAGCAAUGUUAAUAAUCUCAGUAAUGAUGUGAAGAUGAAGCUUCAUGGUUAUCACCAAAUUGCUACACAGGGUCCUUGCCAUGAGCCCCAACCAAUGACACUAAAGUUCUCUGCUCGAGCUAAGUGGAUUGCAUGGCGACAACUUGGGAUUAUGAGUUCAGAGCAUGCCAUGGAGCAGUAUAUCAGUCUUUUAUCAGAAAGCAUUCCUGAUUGGAUCGCAGAAAAUCCUCGUGUAAGAUAAUGCUAAACCUCAUGAUUUGAAGGCAUAGCUACUAUGACAAAGGAGCCGAAUAUUAUAAAGUAUAACCGCAUAAGUCUAUUCUGAUGCUUAGCAAUUGAGAAGAUUUCCAAAAUUGCAGAAAUUUUCGGUUUUCAAGGAAGUCCCUAGCCAUUGGAUACUUAACGCACUACGCAUGAUAAUGGAGUUGGGUUUACCGUUUACCAUAUUUUGCUGUGGCAUUCUUUACUUUCUUUGAUAUCACUAUAGAUCCCUUUGAUCGACGAAUUGAAGAAGCACAUUUCGCUUGUAAAAUUAUGAAUUUAUGAUUAUUGAAUUGUAGUUAGUUGUAGACUUCUAGGCACAUAAUUGAAUUAUAAUUCUACAUCUUCCGUAGUUAUAAUGUAA